Messenger RNA from Gavialis gangeticus (Gharial), 1807 nucleotides. It is a transcript of the gene SLC43A1, whose product is annotated as solute carrier family 43 member 1. Gene Ontology annotation, molecular function: neutral L-amino acid transmembrane transporter activity; L-amino acid transmembrane transporter activity. NCBI's taxonomy places the organism in Eukaryota, Metazoa, Chordata, Crocodylia, Gavialidae. The transcript has 14 exons. The record is from RefSeq and is a predicted model, not a curated record. Gene Ontology annotation, biological process: transmembrane transport; neutral amino acid transport. Bases 7 to 1776 code for a protein of 589 amino acids.
AGUGCUAUGUGUUGCCAGGCGGUGUGCAAGAUGGCGCCAACACUACAGCAGGCGUACCACCGGCGUUGGUGGAUGGCAUGCACCGCUGUGCUGGAGAAUCUCUUCUUUUCUGCUGUGCUGCUGGGCUGGGGCUCCUUGCUCAUCAUGCUCAAACAUGAGGGCUUCUACUCCCACCUCUGCACAGAUGAGAAUGCCACCGAGGCCCACGCCAACCUCAGCACAGGGCCCAGGGCCAGGCUGCUUGCCUUCCACUGGCCCAGCUGUGUGGAACAGGAGGAGAUGCUGAACCUGGGCUUCACCAUUGGCUCCUUCCUGCUCAGUGCAGCCACCCUGCCACUGGGGGUACUCAUGGACAAACUGGGCCCACGGCCCCUGCGUCUCCUUGGCAGCUCCAGCUUUGCUAUCUCCUGUGCCCUGAUGGCCCUAGCUGCCUACAAACCCCAAGUUCUGUCCCCACUGAUUUUCCUGGGCCUCUCCCUGAAUGGGUUCGGGGGUAUCUGCCUGACCUUCACUUCCCUCACGCUGCCCAAUAUGUUUGGGAACCUGCGCUCCACCUUCAUGGCUCUCAUGAUCGGCUCCUAUGCCUCCUCAGCUGUCACCUUCCCUGGAGUCAAGCUGAUUUAUGAUGUGGGCAUUUCCUUCAUUUCCAUCAUGCUGACUUGGGCAGGCCUGGCCUGUCUCAUCUUCCUCAACUGCUUCCUCAACUGGCCCAAGGAGUCCUUCCCAGCACCGGAGGAGGCCAGCUACACGAAGAAGAUCAAGCUGAGUGGGCUGGCGCUGGACCACAAGGUGACUGGUGACCGCUUCUACACCCAUGUCACCACUGUGGGGCACCGCCUCAGCCAGAAGGCGGCACCACUGCAGGAGGGCAAGGCACUGUGUCCCUCCACGCAGGACCUGUGCCACAAGGACACGGCAGCUACUGAACGCUCAGUCCCCUUCCGCCGCAGCGUCUGUUCCCCCAUCUUCCUGUGGAGCCUGAUCACCAUGGGCAUGACCCAGCUGCGCAUCAUCUUCUACAUGGCUGCCAUGAACAAGAUGCUAGAGUUCCAGGUCACUGGUGGGAGCGAAGAUGAAAAGCUGCAGGAGGUGGCGGAGCACAUAGUGAGCAUUUACUCCUCCAUCUUUGGGGUCAUGCAGUUGCUCUGCCUCUUCACCUGCCCCUUCAUUGGCUAUGUGAUGGACUGGCGCAUAAAGGACUGUGUGGAUAGCCCGCUGGGCUCUGGGGACAGAGCAUCAGGGGCUGGGCUGGAAAAGCCAGGGGCCAAGCCCCGGUACCGUAAGGUGCAGAAGCUCACCAAUGCCAUUCGUGCUUUCACUUUCACCAACAUACUACUUGUGGGCUUCGGUGUCACCUGUCUCAUUGACAAUCUGCCUUUGCAGUUCCUGACCUUUGUGCUGCACACCAUGGUGCGAGGGUUCUUCCACUCCGCCUGCGGGGGCCUUUAUGCUGCUGUGUAUCCAUCCAAUCACUUUGGCACCCUGACAGGCCUGCAGUCACUCAUCAGUGCCGUCUUUGCCUUGCUCCAGCAGCCACUGUUCAUGGCCAUGGUGGGGCCACUGCAAGGCAACCCCUUCUGGGUCAAUUUAAGCCUCCUCAUCUUCUCACUCCUGGGCUUCCUGCUCCCUUGCUACCUUUGCUACUUCCGCCAGACCCUGCUCUGUGACCAGGCUGCUCCAGGAGGCCCCACAGACCAGGCCGAAGGGGCUCAAGUGAAGCUCCAGGACAGCAUGGCCACCAAUGGCAAGCUGAGUGCUGACGACACUGCCGCAUAGUCCGAGGAAAGGGGAUUGGGGGGGGGGGGGG